Physella acuta is the source of this 792-nucleotide messenger RNA. RefSeq lists its product as uncharacterized. Lineage: Eukaryota; Metazoa; Mollusca; Gastropoda; Physidae. The record is from RefSeq and is a predicted model, not a curated record.
UGCACGAGUACGUGGACAAGAUUUCUACAAGCAAAAUGGCCGACAUCAUGAAAGUUUUCCUGCUAGCUCUUGCUGCUUUUGUUGACGCUGAAAACCAUAUGACCAGACGUUCAAAUUGUGAGCCACUGCUACAGUGUGAGACGACCGUGUACCAAGUAAACACCACACACCCUUUCCCUUACGCUAACCCAGCUUUUGAAUCAGCAUGCUCAGCCCUUGAAGCGUUUACAAGUUGUGUUGAGAACACAAAAGCUCAAUGUGACAAUGCGACAACAGUAAAAGACAGAGUAAACAAAGUGCUUCUCAUGACUUUGUAUUGUAGCCAAGCCGGAAGAAGAGCUUCUGAUGAAUUUCAAUCACAAAACUGUUCGAGCGACAAAUAUAAACAAGAUAUCCUCUCUACAGCUGUCGACUACUGCACUUUCCAUUUAAGAGAACGCACUACAGCCACCUGUUGCCAUUUGACUACGGUGAGGAACUGUAUGCGAGCUCACGCACAAGGCCUGUGUGACGAAUUUGGCGGGGACGUUUAUGCAACUGGACAAGCAAUCUAUGAAUCAAGUCGGUUCACUGACCUAGUCUGCGAGCUUUGAAAAAAAAAUAUAACUUAAGAAAUAUGUCUUGUUUUUAACAAUCCUUUUAUUAAACAAUAAAUGCAAUAACUUUGAGUUGAAAAAAUAUCUUAGGCUACAUUGAGCGCAAAUAAGUAAAAUAAAACAUGAAUUUACAAUGACAGCGCUGAUGCGAAAAAAUAUCUAAUUAACUAUACUAAUUGUUUUAAUCAAAUUUAUU